Molecule: messenger RNA, 408 nt
Organism: Punctularia strigosozonata HHB-11173 SS5
Lineage: Eukaryota; Fungi; Basidiomycota; Agaricomycetes; Corticiales; Punctulariaceae
Exons: 2
Coding region: 1-408 (135 amino acids)
Biological process (GO): mitochondrial respiratory chain complex IV assembly
Cellular component (GO): mitochondrial inner membrane
Source: RefSeq, a predicted model, not a curated record
AUGCCGACGUUUCAAUCUAACCCAGUCAAACCGUCUCGUACGAGCACGCUGCUACGCAAACACCCAUCCUUGUUUGGUGUACCGUUCAUCGUCAUGAUGGUCGCUGCGUCCUUCGGCCUGGCACAGUUCACGCAGACGCGGUAUGACUUGCAGGAUCAGAAGGUGACCCAGGCAAGCUAUUUGCUGCUUGCUCACCGCUCUUCCUCAUUCACGCACAUCUCACAGGUUACGAAAGAGCAGGCACUGGGCCUCAAGGCUAACCGCAAGAAGUUCGACAUCCGGGAGGAAUACUUUAAACUCUCUUCGUCUGGCGACGAGGAUUGGGAACCGAAGAGAAUACAGCGCCCGAAGGGUCUACCAGAAUGGGGUGUACCUCCAUCCGAACCGCCUCAGAGGAAGGAUACAUGA